Phasianus colchicus (ring-necked pheasant) is the source of this 1992-nucleotide messenger RNA. It is a transcript of the gene GPR143, whose product is annotated as G protein-coupled receptor 143. Gene Ontology annotation, biological process: G protein-coupled receptor signaling pathway; melanosome organization; regulation of calcium-mediated signaling. Gene Ontology annotation, cellular component: plasma membrane; melanosome membrane. NCBI's taxonomy places the organism in Eukaryota, Metazoa, Chordata, Aves, Galliformes, Phasianidae. The record is from RefSeq and is a predicted model, not a curated record. Gene Ontology annotation, molecular function: dopamine binding; L-tyrosine binding; L-DOPA binding.
UAGACCUGCUCUCCCAGCAAAAGCUGAGACUGAUUGUGUCUAGGCCCAUCUUUUGAAUUAAUUUUCAGUAAUUAGAGUGCAAUGUGUGGGAGGGGGCUAAAAUGAAAUACAAUUAAAAUGUAAUGUUCCUUGUAUGGUAUCCCCAUUCUUAUUCAUUUUAAGCCAUCUCCAAUGCUCUGAUGGGUUUAAGGCUUCCUGUAUCACACACUGUGCAAGCAGAAAUGUUUGAGUGAACUCUUGCCAAUGGCUCUGAGCAAGCAUGGGGCAUGUUUCAGAUUACACUGUGUGUGUUGUUCCGAUUUGAUCUCCUUGCUAGGAGAGGCUGAGAAAGGCCGCUCUAGGGGAUUUACUUCCAGCAGCAGCAGCACAUGAUCCUUCAAUCGCGUGAUUCUCACCGCCGAGGUCUAAUGGGGAGGGUGAAGAAAAAGCUCACGCUGCCUUUUGGAAGCAACAGCGGCGGCUUCUGCUCAUAGGCCCCUCCGCCAGCUGGAUGCUUCAUGGCUUCUCCCAGGUUAGAAACCUACUGCUGCCCCAACAGGGAUGCAGUCACGCAGCUUGUGAUGAACUUCCAGCCCCAGGUCUUCUGUGGGGUCUGCAUUGGCAGCGCCUCAGCCAGCCUGCUGCUGACCAUCCUGCAGCUCCUGCCGAAGAAGGGGCAGAGCCUGCGGAAGAUGCCCAAAGCCUCCUCCUCCUCCACCAUUCUUCUCCUUAUCUCCGUGUGUGACAUCCUCGGUGGCUCAGGUGUGAUCUUCAGAUCGAGCGUCUGGUUGGGCUUCCCGAGCUUUGUUGCCAACAUCUCAGUGGCCAAUGGGACUGACGUGUGGCCCUCUGUCUUCUGCGUUGGCAGCGCGAUGUGGAUCCAGCUGUUCUAUAGUGCUGGCUUCUGGUGGUUAUUUUGCUAUGCUGUCGAUUCUUACUUGGUGGUUAGAAGAUCAGCGGGACUGAGUACAAUUGUGCUGUACCAUAUGAUGGCCUGGGGGCUGGCAGUUUUGCUCUGCGUGGAGGGCGUUGCGCUGCUUUACUACCCGUCCAUUUCCAGCUGUGAAAGAGGCCUGGAGCACGCAAUCCCACAUUACAUCACAACCUAUGCCCCACUCCUGCUGGUGCUGGUGGUCAACCCAGUCCUGUUCAGAAGAACAGUGACUGCAGUUGCCUCUUUACUGAAAGGGAGACAAGGGAUUUACACAGAGAAUGAGAGACGGCUGGGGACAGAGAUCCAGAUGCGCUUUUUCAAAAUUAUGCUGGUAUUCAUUGUUUGUUGGUCAUCUAAUAUCAUCAAUGAGAGCCUUUUGUUCUAUCUCGAAAUGCAGCCAGAUAUCAAUGAAACACCUUUGAAAAACAUUAGAAGUGCUGCACUGAUCACAUGGAUUAUAAUGGGGAUUCUUAAUCCAAUGCAAGGCUUCCUUUUCACAUUAGCUUUCUAUGGCUGGACAGGAUGGAGAGUGGACCUGAAAUGGCAGAAGAGAGAAAUACCCUGGGAAUCAAUGUCCUCAUCAACAGUGGGUGACAAUGACUAUCCCUCACCAGUGAACUACCCAAGCAAUGUCCAUGAUUCAAAGAAGAUAUCGUCCACUGAUAGCCAGCAGACUGAUGAGGCUAUAAGCAUGUUGUCUGAAGGUAACACUAGCGGUGAUGACAGGUUGACCAGGAGCUCUCCCAUCUACCAGGGCUGGUAACUUGUAGGUGGAGAGCUGAAUCUCACUUCUCCCAUUGUCAAGACUCACAAAACCAUGGCACUGUGUGAAUCAUUGCUCAUUCUGAAAUUUGGUUUGUGCCUGAUGGCUCAGUUUAAUUUCCUGUAGCUUUUGUUCAUGUGUGAGACUGUGUAAGAUGCAGAGAAAUGAUGGUUAAUGUCUUCACUUGCUUUAUAAGAGAUGUGUAGCAAGGUACAAAGGCCUGAUUGCUUUUAGCAGGAGUGUGUCUCUGCAGGGAUCUACAUUACUUAUGAUUCAUCUGUUUUCUUUCAAUCUCUCCUGUAACCUCCGUAUGGUA